CAUAAAAAGGCCCAGCUGAGGUGAGUCCAACAUCAGUUUCCAGCCAUCACCAGUCCAAACCAAAAUGAAGCAUUUCCUGGCUGUCUUGGGCCUGCUCCUGGCCCUCAACUGUGCCCCGGCCUUCGCGGCAGAUUCCGGUCUGUGCGAAAAACUCUUUAAAUCGGCCAGUGACUUUUGCGAAAAGGACCUCUUAUUUACCGGAUUAGCUGCGCAGAGAUUGAAAAGGGCCUCGAGUUUUUUACGAAGCAGGUUCAAAGCGGCCAAUCGCAAAUCUGCAAGAUCCCAUUCAUUGGGUUUCUCUGCAAGCCCUGCGAAGACUCUGGCUCGGAAUCUUCUAAGCCGGCAGAUGCAUUGAACGGCACAGCUCCGGCCGCGGAUGCUGCUGCCAGUCCUGCCGUUCGCUCGCAUCACAAGAGAUCCCUGCCAAUAGCCAACCGUGAAUAGUGGAACGGAACAUUCUCCUUGGAGCUCUUUAUAUAUGUAUUCUAUUCAAUUUAUUCCCCUAAUAUCUAUCCCCGUUCUCUGCACCUUGGCAUGCCAAUAACCUAAAUAUAUAUUUCACCAGCAAUGC
Molecule: messenger RNA, 571 nt
Organism: Drosophila obscura
Lineage: Eukaryota; Metazoa; Arthropoda; Insecta; Diptera; Drosophilidae
Exons: 3
Coding region: 65-355 (96 amino acids)
Source: RefSeq, a predicted model, not a curated record